This is a messenger RNA of Glycine soja, 729 nucleotides long. RefSeq lists its product as uncharacterized. Lineage: Eukaryota; Viridiplantae; Streptophyta; Magnoliopsida; Fabales; Fabaceae. The transcript has a single exon. Bases 1 to 729 code for a protein of 242 amino acids. The record is from RefSeq and is a predicted model, not a curated record.
AUGCAGUUGAGGAGUCACUCGAGUAGCAGAUGGGAAUGGAGUUUUAAUUGGAGGAGACCCCUUUUUGACAGUGAAGUGGAAAUGGCGAAUUCCUUUAUUGGGGAGAUAUUGAAGCAGCAACUACACCCUCAAAAGGAGGACAUGUGGAUAUGGAAACACGACUCAAGUGGACAUUACUCAAAAAAAUCAGGGUAUGACCUAAUAAGGAGAGAAGUAGCGGGGGCAGAUCAUACUUCGGAUUUUGUGGAGCUAUGGAAACUCAAAAUUCCAGCUAAGUCUGUGGUGUUUGCCUGGAGGAUAAUUAGGGAUAGACUACCAACAAAGUCAAACCUAAGAAGGAGACAAGUCAUGUUAACAGAUACAUUAUGCCCUUUUUGUAGAACUGAAGAGGAGGAGGCUACUCACCUAUUCUUUAGUUGUUCCAACAUCCUCCCUCUAUGGUGGGAGUCAUUGUCUUGGGUUAAUCUAACUACAGCUCUACCUCAAAACCCAAGGGAUCACUUCUUGCAACAUGAAAUUGGGAAAAAUCAGGGAAAGAAGGCUACAAGAUGGAAAUGCUGGUGGAUUGCUCUCACAAGAACAAUAUGGCAGCAUAGAAACAUAAUAGUUUUCCAAAACGGAAGUUUUGAUGGAAGCAAAUUGAUGGAUGUGGGUCAAGUCCAUGGAGAAGGAUUUUGUAAUGUGGACAUGGAUCAAAUCCAUGGAGAAGGAUUUUGUAAUACACUUUAA